Messenger RNA from Galleria mellonella (greater wax moth), 2488 nucleotides. RefSeq names its product beta-1,4-galactosyltransferase 7. Lineage: Eukaryota; Metazoa; Arthropoda; Insecta; Lepidoptera; Pyralidae. Gene Ontology annotation, molecular function: xylosylprotein 4-beta-galactosyltransferase activity. The transcript is spliced from 3 exons. Gene Ontology annotation, biological process: carbohydrate metabolic process; proteoglycan biosynthetic process. The record is from RefSeq and is a predicted model, not a curated record. The coding region runs from base 151 to 1041 and encodes 296 amino acids.
UGUCAUUGUAAUUUGUUGUCAAUUUUCAUUAACAGCAAUCUUAUGUUUAUUUUUACCUUCUUGUUUAAUCCUAUUUUAUCAAAAAUAAUGAUAAUACAGCAUUAUAACGUAAUUACGUGACAUAACAUUAAUAUUAAGGACAUAAAUUCAAUGGGUAACCGACUCACUUGCUCAAAAUGUCUCAUGAUAUGUUUAGUAGCAACAUUAAUUAUAGGUUGCUAUUUAGCAUCUUUUCCAAUUCAUUCUGAUUUGCCAGCUUUGCCUAAACCCGCGAAAUAUGAAAAAGUUUUAAAUAAAUUACACAAAAAGCACUUAGCGGUAUUAGUGCCAUUUAGAGAUCGUUUCGAAGAAUUACUGGAGUUCGUGCCGCAUAUGUACAGCUUUUUAAACAAGCAGAAAAUACCUUUUCAUAUAUUCGUUAUUCAGCAAAAAGACAGCAAUCGAUUCAACAGAGCUUCACUUAUAAAUGUUGGUUUCCUCUUCACAAAGAAUGAUUUCGAUUACAUUGCAAUGCAUGAUGUUGACUUAUUACCAAUAAAUGAUGAUUUAAAGUAUGAUUAUCCUGAAGAUGGUCCUUACCACAUAUCUUCACCAAAGACUCAUCCAAAAUACCACUAUGAUACAUUUAUAGGGGGUAUUUUAUUAGUAAAAAAUGAACAUUAUGAAUUAGUCAAGGGUAUGUCAAAUAAUUAUUGGGGAUGGGGAUUGGAAGAUGAUGAGUUUUAUGUGAGAUUAAAAGAUGCUGGAUUGACUGUAAAAAGACCAGAAAAUAUUGCAACUGGACCUGAAAAUACUUUUAAGCAUAUACAUGACAAAACAUACCGUCGGCGCGAUAUGCGUAAAUGCUACAACCAACGAGAGGUUACGCGCCGCCGUGACAGAGUCACAGGACUCCAUGAUGUCGCAUAUAAGCUGUGGAGUAGACAUAAUGUGACAAUUGAUAGUUUGCCCAUCACAGUACUUAAUGUAGAGCUAUUAUGUAACAAAUCUGUAACACCUUGGUGUCAGUGUCCUGACCCAGUGAAAGUAAAAACUAAAUAAUAACCAGAUAAUCACCAGUGGUUAUAUCUUAAACUAGGUAUCCUAGUUUAUAUAUUGCAGUUGUGACACCUAGACUGGAGCCAAUUUAAAAGGUUAUUUUUUAAAUUAUCCCAACUGAAAAGUAGAUUAUACAUUUAAACAAUGUGCCUUACCACCAAGGUCAUCUAAUAAAGAGUAUUAAUAAUGUAAAAUUUGAUUUCAUGAACCCUACUAGCAAAACAAUAAAAACUACCUGAAAACAGGAAGUUCAGUGUAUUACAUUACAUUUUUUAGAAGCAAUUUUUAAUGUAAUCAAUAUUUUAUUACAUAUAUGCCCUAUGGUCCUGGCAUAGAAUAGGCCACUCCUUCUUUUUCUGUAGGUGUCGUAAGAGGCAACUAAGGGAAGGGGAGGAGAUGGGCAACAGCAUACUUAAAACAUCUCCAAAACCUAACUAUGGUUACCAAGCGUAGCGACUAUGGCAUAAACCCCCAAAGAGGAGGCUUAUGUUCAGCCGUGGACAGUUAAAGACUGAUAUAAUGAUGAUGAUGAAGUAUUUUAUUGUAAAACAUAUUGAAAAAUAUAAUCAUAAACAAGAUACAGCAAUAUUUAUAAAUUUAUUAUUGAAUAUGUGACACAUAAACAUAUUAUGCUUGUCAACUCUCAUCAAUCUUUUUAAUAUAAUUAUUGGGUGGGAAUAUAUAGAUAGCUCUUACUUUACAAUAGAAUUGGCCAUUGAUAUAAUUUGUUAAACAAAAAAAUAAUGAUUUAUUAAAUAGUGCCACUGAAUGAGAAAAUAUCUACUGUUCAUCAGUGCCACAAAAAUUAAGCGUAUACACUAUAAAUAUAGCAACUGCAAACUAUACUAGUCACUAACGACUUCAUUAUACUCUUAUAAUUUUUUAUAAUAAUCUGUUAUUAUCACAUACUAAGAAAACGUGGUAGUGUUAAUAAUUGCUAAUAUAUAAUGCUGUAACACAUGGAUGGACAAUGUCGCCUUAUAUAAGUAAGGAUUGUUUUGCGCUGUUUUGUUACUGAACCCCAAAAAAUUAUUUAUGCGAACUGCUAAAAUAAAAAUAAUGUAUUAAAAUCCAUUUUCCACAUUUCAAAUUUGUACAUAAUUUAUUGAAUAUCUUUUUAUUUUUUACCAUAGAAUUUGUAGUAUGUAUUUUGUUCCGCCAUCAAAAAGGAUUUUAAAUAUAUUUGUAUUUAUCUAAGAAAAAUUGAACUAUUUCUUAACAGUAUUUUUUUACUGUAACAAACUGUAAAUAUUAUCUUUAAGUGUUGAAAACUACUGCCUCACUCAUUAUAUAUAAGAAUAUGUUUGCUCUAAAAUAAACUUCAUAAUCUUGAGACAGCACUGAGCCUACUGAAGUACAAGCCUACAAAUAGUUUGUAUUUUUAUUUACUGAGAAAUUCUUAAGUAUACCAACUUUAUAUUUUUAUAUUCUAUUAGAUCUUUUAACAGUA